UGGUGGAAAGGAGACAGAAGGAGGCGGCGCCACUCGCCCGACCAAUACGCCUGAUGGACGCUCACGCAUGCCUAUGGAGAGGGAAACCGGACUUUUCCUGCAUCCUUAUAAGGAUGUUCAUGUGGGCGCGUGUCCUAAUAUAUACAUCUCAGGUUCCUCCUCCGAUCCACUCCGACGUGGACAUCCAUCAAAUGAUCCUGGGAUGUGUGUGUCCAGGUGUCUGCGCUGCGUAGGCGUGGCUCUGGUUGCCUUGGCGACCGUGUGCGCUGUGGCCAACGUCCUGCUGCUGCUGCCUGAGCUGAAGGUCCACUUCCUGUUGGAAGGUCACGUGACCAGAGAGGCCUCCUGGGCCACGGGACUGUGGAGCUCCGGACUCUUGGUUGUGCUUGGUGCUCGAGCUUUUUUGCAGAGCAGCCACACAGCGGGAUGCUGUGCCUUCAGGACACAGAUGUUGCGUCAGGCCUUGUACUCGUGUGCAUGUCUGCUGUCUUCUGCUUUCUGUUGUCUGGUUAGCUUCACAGGGCUGGUCCAAGGUCCUCAUUGUCUCUACAACACUACAAGUGGACCAGCCUGGGGUGUGCCACUUCAACCCACCGCUGACAGGGAUGCCGGAUACCUAUACAACAGAAGUCUGUGGUCAGGGGUAUGUUUGGAGCCCAAGAGUGUGGUCCAGUGGAAUGUAAUUCUCUUUAGCAUACUAGGGGGCGCUAGUGGGCUGCAGGCCCUCCUCUGCGCCGCCAACGUCAUCAAUACCUUGCUGGGUGUCGUCUUGGGACGCGGUGUGGGUAACAAUAAGGUGGGCCCCGUUUCAGUGUGACAUGGCGGUAAUGACAUCAGGUGAACGCCACUAUUUUUUAAUUAACUGCACUUUACAACCAAUUAAGCUGAACUCCGAGCACACAACUUGAAGAAAAUAAGCUAAUCGACAUCUAAUAGAUUUGUUCUGUUUCAAUUUAUCAUUAAUUCACGUUGAAUUCAUAAGAAAAUGUAAGUAUAGUGACAUGAUUGCAGGUUAUUUUGGUCCUCGUUUCCUGCCCACAGAAUUAUUUAUUAGUAGUAGUAAUUGUUGAUUAAACCUGUUUAUUUUUAACUGCCAAUUCAAUGAUCAUUAUUUAAAUGGUGUUAACAAGCUUCACUGAUUCAACUGUUUAUUUAUUUUUAAUGUCAAUGUAGCUGUUUAUAACAUAUUACAAAUGUAUUAGCGUAAAUUAAAUACAACCGUUUUUUAAUACUAUUCUCGUUUACACUUAAGUGACUGGCAAUACAGUAUUCUACCUCCAGGUGGUGCUGUUUCCUCUGUAAAACCUCAAGAAGCAAUAGUAAUGAAUGUACUUCAAAUUAAUGUUCUCAUAUUUUGUACGUUUAUUUUUUUCUGUCAACCAGUUGAUUCAUUGUGGUCAAUUGUUCCAAACUCUUGCCUGAAGUACAAAAUAAAAUACCAUAAAGUGCAACUAGAA
This is a messenger RNA of Syngnathus acus (greater pipefish), 1457 nucleotides long. Its product is annotated as transmembrane 4 L6 family member 5-like. NCBI's taxonomy places the organism in Eukaryota, Metazoa, Chordata, Actinopteri, Syngnathiformes, Syngnathidae. The record is from RefSeq and is a predicted model, not a curated record. The transcript has 7 exons. Gene Ontology annotation, cellular component: membrane. Bases 68 to 817 code for a protein of 249 amino acids.